GUUCCGAGCGGGUUCUGUUUUCACAAACACUCCUAAGCAUUUUUAUCCGUGAGUCGGAAAAUACACAAAAUCACUGGAUACUAUGGAGCCAUCCAACCGUUGAGUGUUGUUCCAGGAGGAAUAUCUGAAUACUUAACCACAACUGCCAGAAAUAACACACAUCUCUUGGGCUCAAUGAACUUCCAAUUGCAUUUUUAUAAAAGGGAGAAGAACCCAUGUUUUAAAGGUGCAUGAUAACCUUUUGGAGAAUAAUUACCAAAUACUUUUGGAAAAAUAAAUAGUAGACAUUUACAUCAUACUAUCUAAGGAUGUAAUUUAAUUCUUUCAAUCUAUAAAAAUGUUCCAACUGCAGGAACUUCCAAGUGUUCACAGUCAGAAGCAGUGUGCAGAUUCUUUCCAUUACAGAAUGUGACAUGAAUUCGCUGGUUGCCUAUGACUCCUCUGAUUCAGAGACAGAUAAUGAUGAAAGUGAAGAAAUCAAGUACAUUCAGAAAGAAGAUAAUUUUGCUCACUCUAACUUUAAACUUCAGUCUGUAUUUCCAACUACCACAAGACUGGAAUCAUCUGGAUGUGGUCUAGAGGUAAAAAUUGCUUCAUCUAGUAGCAAUGUGGAAUGCAAUUUGAACAGUACACAGAACUUUGCACAGAAACACAGUGUAACUUCCAGACCUGCAGUGAUGACUUUAAAUGAUGAGACAAGCUUUCAGUUUUCUAAAAGUGUCUGUGAAAAUCCACUGGCUGUGAUGCAGAAAUCUGGCAGAACUGGAAAGAUGGUCCCUUCAGCUCAUAAAAGAUUAUUUCAAGAUUCAGUGACUGGUGCUCAAAAUAUUAAACCUUACGUACCCAAGCGAUUGAGGCAGAAAGAAGCUGCAAAUAAUAAAAGCAAAGAGCUUCAAGAAAGCACAGACAUUCUAAACACUGGGAUAGGUUGUACUGCACCAGGAGAACACCAGUUAGGUCUCCUAAACAAAGUUUCAGACUUCAUAAAGCCCUAUUUGGAAAACCAACAUAAGACCUCAAACAUCCCUAAAUGCUUGGUGUUUCAGAUGUCUCAGCACCAAGGACCAGUAACCACAAUACAGUGGUGUCCUGUGGAUCAACACAGCCACUUGCUGCUCUCUGCCUCCAUGGAUAAGUCAAUAAAGAUAUGGGAUGCCAUUGAAACAGGCAGGUGUUUAAAGAAUUACUUAUGCCAUUCAGGGGCAGUUCGUGAUGCUCAGUGGUCUUUGUGUGGAAGACAGAUUCUCAGUGGUGGAUUCGAUUCUAUGCUCCAUCUCACAGAUAUUGAAACAGGUAAACAAGUCAUCAGUUUUUGUAAUGAAUUUCAAAUCACUUGCUUGGCAUUCAGUCCUACGAAUCAAAAUGUCUUCUUGAGCGGAGGGUUCAGUUCAACAGUGAAAGCAUGGGAUACAAGAAGUUGCAAGGUGGUGAAUGAAUACAGUGCUGGAAUACAGCAAACACUCGACAUUCUUUUCCUGCCAGGAGGAACUGAAUUUCUUACCAGUACAGAUGCUGUCAGCAGAGACUCAGCAGACCGCACAAUCAUUGCCUGGGAUUUCCAGACUUCUGCAAAAAUAUCCAAUCAAAUAUUCCAUGAAAGAUACACCAUCCCAUGCAUGGCUCUCCAUCCCAAAGAACCUGUCUUUGUUGCUCAAACUAAUGGCAACUACAUGGUGCUAUUUUCUACUCAGAGACCUUACAGGAUGAACAAAAGGAAACGAUAUGAAGGUCAUAAGGUGGAAGGUUAUGCAGUGGGCUGCAAAUUUUCACAUGAUGGAACUCUACUUGCUUCAGGAAGUUCAGAUGGGACAGUAUGUUUUUACAACUACCUGAAUUCAAAACUGGUUCGUACUUUGCCUGCCCACAAGCAAGCCUGUACUGAUGUUUCAUUUCACCCUGUGCACCCAUCCAUUAUUGCAACUUCUGACUGGAGUGGAGAAAUCAAAUUGUGGCAGUGAUGGUCAGUUAAAUAGCAGUAAGUGGGAGGUAAACUUGAGGUGUGAGUGAAUAACAUUGUUCAUUAUUCUGUCCUAGCAUCAGAGAAUACUCGUUUUCUCGGAAAGAACAACUUAAUUUAAUUUCUGUUAGUACAUAGAAUAUUGUGUUGAUUGAUUCAGUCAUGUACUUCAUAUUCUAUAACUCAUAAUAAAUAGAAAUAUGAGGGUUAAAGAAGACUGAGUAUCAAGAUGCUAAUUUGGUGGUUGGUUUGGUCCAUGACUAAUAUAUAUAUGCAGAUGUAUGAACAUUGUUUGAUCCCAUUAAAUUAUGCUCAUGAUUCAGUGAACCACUUAGUUUUUAAAAAGGUACUGAAGCAGUGAAAUGAACCAAUGCUUCAAUAGACCACAAUUUUAGGCAAGUUUUUUUUUGGUGUAAUUUGAAUCAAUGGUAGAAGCAGAAAUGAUUUUUUCACCAAGAAUGAUGCAAUAUGCACUAAUAAUCACAUUGUGCAGUGUUAUUACUGUUAUAUUCAUUAACAUGUCAAAUGGGAUGGUGUUCCACUUAUUGAUGUAUUUAGGCCCUGCUCAUUAUGUUACAUGCCAGUGCAGUCCACUUCCGCAUCAAAAGUGUGCCAUGGGUUUCACUUUGCUGGAUGAUCAAAAUCUAUCAAGUAUUAUACCAAUGAAGGUAGUUUUAUGUUUCUUUGUUAUUCAAUAAUGACUGAUGCUGACAGAUUGUAAUGGUCAGUUGAUAAGGAAAACUACCUGGUUGCUGGGUUGGGUAGUAGCUCAAUGUAGCAACAUUUGUGAUGAGAUGUAUUUUGUGAAGUCAAUUAAAAUUAAUUAUUGAAGAUGGCAGCAUAACAUUAAUUCCUUUCUUCAAAUGAAUUUGUAACAUUUCACUUUAUUAAAAACUUUUAAAGUUACUUUCCUUCAAUAAUUCUCCAUAUUCUGACCAAAUGGAGGCCAGCUGUAUCAUGCAUUACUAUUUACAUGAAUAACUCGAAUUUCCUCCUGUAAAUUGCAGAAAUUGCUUUGUAUUGUGUAGAUAGUUCAGAGAUUGUUAACAGGACAUUUAAAUUAUGGAAUUAACUCAAAAUCAUCAUCAACUUAGUUCAAACAUUUUAAAACAAUACUGCUUGGAAACAAAAGCCUUCUGACUUUAGUAGUUCCAGUGUUUUAAAGCAAUGAUUUAUCAUGAUAUAGGAACUCUCUUGGAAUCAUUUCUGUAGGGAUGCAAGGAAAUGUCAGGAAUGGAACGAAGUGAUUAGCAAUCCAGUGAGUCAACAGAGGUUCAAACUGCAUUUUUCUGUGUUGUAAAAUUGUGUGCUUUUCAAAAAUCAGUUGAGAUUAACUCUGCUUAGGGAGAAAAGUAUAAAAACUUGUGUAAAAUUCUUUCAAAUGUUCAAAGAAAAUCACAGCUUCA
Molecule: messenger RNA, 3363 nt
Organism: Pristis pectinata (smalltooth sawfish)
Lineage: Eukaryota; Metazoa; Chordata; Chondrichthyes; Rhinopristiformes; Pristidae
Gene: wdr25
Product: WD repeat domain 25
Exons: 7
Coding region: 414-1958 (514 amino acids)
Molecular function (GO): protein binding
Source: RefSeq, a predicted model, not a curated record